GUGCCCCCGUGUUGGAGUUCCACCAUACAAAGACAGCGUAGAGCACUUUUCAGUGUUUAUCCGGCUGUGUACAGCAAUGCGUCGCUACGCAUACAAGUAUAUUUUGAAAAACAUAUAUAUAAGAUAUAUAAUAAACUGAAAUAUGGAUUAUUUUAUGUUUACACCUCAGCGUGAGACUCGAUUUAUUAUUUAUUCUACGGGAAAUGAUGGAUACGGCGUGACGAUCUGGAAAACAAAGGCCAGGAGCUUUGACGCUGUCUAAUAAAAGGGACACGAGCGGGGAAGGCGCGCGCGCUGCCACGUGCAGCAGGCAGGGUGGUGUGAAAAUGGCCCGGCUGAGGCGAGCGAACACCUGGGAAAUCUCGGACUCGGAGAGAGAAAGCGGCUCUGAGCUGGUAGCAGCUGUACGGGGUUCGGCCAGCGGAGACGGAAUGGUGAGUUUCCUGGGGGGCGGUACCGCGGGUCCGAGUCCUGCCAAAAAGAAGCGGCGGCGGCAGAUGGAGGCGGACAGGGGGGGCACGCGAGAAGAGCGCCGGAGGGAAAGAGCGCGGAUUGAAGAAGAGAAAAGGCGGGAAAAGCAGAGAAGAAGAGAAGCUGCUGAGCGUGUGAGGAGCUACCGGCCUGAGGCGUGUCUGCGCUCCUUCACCGUGUGCGUGGAUCCAGCUUUAGUGCAGAACGAGGAGAUCGACCUUCUCCUGGGGACCCUGAGCUCCUUGGAGUGGAAGAGCGCCAUCGAGGAGCAGCAUCUCACACACAGCAUCACCUGGAGGAGAGCGCUGCCAGAGGGCGAACUCAUGUCGGUGAUUCAAGAGGAACAAGUUCUAAUGGUGCUGACCCUCAGUGAAUUCCUGGAGAUGCUGACCUCCAUCCAGAAGGUACAACAAUCAAAGACCCUGGAGGAAGUGACCUGUGGAUCCUUGUUCAAAGAGCUCUCUGAAUACCUCAACAGAAACAUGGAGAAGGUCGUCACGCUCGCAGUGAUUGGCUUAAGCAGCUGGGACUUGUGGAGACAACAGCGAAGGGAUAAAGUGGCCACAUCAAAGUGGGACAUGGGCAUGGAUGAAGCUCUUGUGUUUCUCCAGCUCUACAAGAACGUUGUCAUGUUUUUGGAGAGCUGGCAGGACCUCACUGACCACGUGUGUGCUAUCACCAAGGCCCUGUCCAAGCGUCCCAUGAAGCGGCUGACGGAGGAGCCCAGCCUGCCGUUCUGUGUGGAAGGUUCGUGGGCCAGCGGGGUGCGAGUUGGGAAGGAUGGCUGUGGACUUCAGCAGGUCUGGAGCAGACAGGUCCAGCAGCUGAAUCGAGUGAGCCGCUCAGUUGCUGUUGCUGUGACAACCGCCUUCCCUUCACCCCAGAUGCUUUUACAGGCGUACAAGGACUCUCACUCUGAGGCAGAGAGGAAGGGUCUGCUGGCCGAUCCCUGUAAAGAGCGACGUGUCGGACCAGAGAUCUCCAGCAGACUGUACCGUCUUCUUACUUCCUACAAUCCUCAGCUUGUCCUGGACUGAUGGAACUAGUUUGCAGCUCGUCUGUCUCCUGGUGCUGCUCUGGGGAGAUGAGGAGACCUCUGAACAACCUGCUUUUGUAAAUCACACAGAAGAAUCAAUCUAGGCUUGAGAGUUGUGUUAUUCUGUUGAUGGUAUGUGGCUGAUGGUACUGUCUUAUCGGUAAGAAAAACUGGUUUGGAUAUGGAGCAACACACAUACACAAAGGGUAUAAAAUGUAUUUUUCUGUUUUAAUAUAUGCAGCACACACAC
Messenger RNA from Scleropages formosus (Asian bonytongue), 1757 nucleotides. It is a transcript of the gene eme2, whose product is annotated as essential meiotic structure-specific endonuclease subunit 2. NCBI's taxonomy places the organism in Eukaryota, Metazoa, Chordata, Actinopteri, Osteoglossiformes, Osteoglossidae. Gene Ontology annotation, cellular component: Holliday junction resolvase complex; nucleus. Gene Ontology annotation, molecular function: crossover junction DNA endonuclease activity; DNA binding. The record is from RefSeq and is a predicted model, not a curated record. Gene Ontology annotation, biological process: resolution of meiotic recombination intermediates; double-strand break repair; mitotic intra-S DNA damage checkpoint signaling.